GCACAGCUGCCAUGAUCGGGGGAGCCGGCACCACUGGAGCAGGUGCAGCUUCUACUUUGGGAGCAGGAGGCUUGGCGACCGCGCCAACAUCUGAACUUCCUUCACCCGCUCAAAGUUCUGGGGACCUUCACGGACUACAUUCGAGCACAUCAUCGCUACAGUAUCCCAGCGGACAGUCUCCGGAAAGUCUUGCGUGUAUGGCAGCAGUAGCAGGUCAAUACAAUGCUGCCACAGGAGGAGGAUAUCAUGGCACAACGAGUCCCUGUCUUGCAACCGGCUACAAUCACGGCGCGGGCUACCACGGGUACAACCUAGAUGCUGCUGGCGGGGCGGCGCUGCAGCAAGAGCACGGAGCAGGUUCUUUUUCUCGCGUGUUUGAUCCUCGACAGAAUAAAUAUGAAUAAUUUGUAUGAGCUUUAAUUAGAUGCACACGACGCUGACGAUGUCGAUGUACUAAUUCUUGUAACAGUUCUUUCAGAUUAUACUAACCUAUGUAUGAACAAGAUAGACGGAAGAAAGUUCGAACUCCCAUAGCUGCUGCGAUCUGCUGGCCGCGAGUUUGUUACUAUUUUUUGAAGUUGCACAGGUCAUAUGAUGCCGGGUUUGCGCGGCUAUAACAACCUUGCCAUGCCGGUGCCGCAGCAGUCAUCUCCAGCAUUUGGACACAACUUACACGCGUGGCUCAAUCAAGCGUCUAACCGUGCUACUUCCUGGUUUUGGCCUCCUGGAGCGGCUGGGAACCUGCCACAACAGCAGCCGCAUCUAACCCCUCAGGUUCCUCUGCCACUGCAACCGCCAACAUUUCCUUGUCCACCAACCCAGCACGGGCCGCGGGCGGCCACGUCCUCUGGCACCGGUGGAGGCGUACACCAACUCCCAGUACCGGUGGCUCAUGGAUCAAGUGCCUGUAACGUUACAGUACCAAACAAUACUGGACACGGUGGGCACAAUUUCAGCGUGCAACAACAGAACAAUGGCGUGCAGCACAUGCCCAAUGCAAUUGGAGGAGCAACAGGACAGGAGCACCAUUCGAGGCCAAAUGCCUUCGGUGGAACAGGCUUGGGCGCGCAACAGCAAGCAGAGCAGCAAUACGCGUUCGGGCAUUCACUUCUUCCUCCUCAACCCCCGGAGCCGCCGGGCGUUGGUAUUUGCGGCUCGUCAUCUGCAUCAGAGCAACAGCAGAAUCAGGAAUUUUAUCCACGACGUUGGCAACAUCAGAGUCUACCGCAACAGCGGCCAGGAGACGGCUCAUCUUCCGGGAUUUGUCCGACAACAGCGUCAGGAGAUGUUCGGUCGAUGGCUCAUAAUCAGCUAGCCGCCGCCGGUCCAUCAGACUCCCUUGAAGAGGAAACCGCCGCGCCUGCGUUCAAUCCGCCGGGAUACCUACCAAUUGGUGUGGCUACCGCAUCCCAGAAUUUAGGAAGGCUCAAAUGGCAUAGGCAUGCAAAGAAUGUCCUCUUAUUCUUUUUUUGAUGUUUUUGUUUAUUUGAUUAGCUGCCCGUUCACAGUUCUUAAGUACUAGUAACUUAGUACGCAUCGACAUCGGACGAGUUAUAAUAAGAGCAAUGACAGGGCCAGCUGAGGAAUAAAAGGAUUUUUUGAUGCAGUGGACGAACUGACUCUAACGCAACACGGGUGGUCUCAGCCAGACGGUUCUUCUGCGAAUCCCUUUCGAACAAAGUUUCAAAUCGAGCAAGAGGCUUUAUUAAGGUAUCAAAAUUUGGAAGAACAGCAAGUGGCGAGUCGGACAGGGACAUCUACAGAAGCCGGCUCGUCCCCUUCGUCGCAGAUUGUGCAGGCACAGAUAGUUCAUUCUAGCACGCGGUCUCAGCCUGGCACACCACCGCCACCACCGCCGUACUCUCCUGUAGUAGCCCACCUCCCAGGCGCCGCAGAGGACGAGGACUCAUCGAGUCUUCUAGCAGGUAACCCUCGCACGCCUCCGACCCGCAGCUCUCCACCAACGCCUCCGGGAAGCAGACCCGCUCCCCCCGGUGAAGCGGCCGUGUCUUCAGCACCGCCAACACCCACAAGCGCGACCACAGGCUCAGCACCUGGGACGCCGGGACGAGGCGAGACGUCGUUUGGUGGUAGAAGUACUAGCGCGCAAAGACGCAUUGGACCUCCGAAGCGAAAGACCUUGUCCAGUUGGUGGGAUGAUGAUACACCGACUCGUGCCGUUUCAUCGGGCACCUCUAUUAACGUGCACCGGCAAGUACUUCCAUCCUCAGGAGCAUCUGCUGGUACUGCUUCAAAUGCAAUGCCACCUGUAGGACCUCCAGGACCAGGAGCAGGAGGACCAUCAGUUAGAACUUCGACUUUGCUGCCCAGUGUGCCACCUACACCGAGUGCGCCGUCGACACCACUUCUGACGCCAAGGGAGCAGUCUGAUGGUGGAGGUGUCGUUGAGGCGCCGCAGACCACGUCGUCAGCACGAGUGCAACAGCCACUGACCCCCGGUGGGGCAUCAACGGUGGGGUCGGGAGUAGUUUCGCCCACUCCUAGUGGACUGAGCGUACAAGCACGGGCGGCAGUAGUCCAGCACAGCGUUGAACAGGAGUCUCAGCCACAUUCUCGAACCCCUAGUGUCGCAUCAAGAGUAGAUGGACUCCUACUAGUGCAAGAGCAGGCAAAUCGGCACGUCCGGCCAGUAGGACGAUCAGGCACGCAAACACCAACAGAGCGAAAAGUUUCAUCUGACGCACUCCUUACUCUGGACAAUCCACGAGAGGGGAGUGAGAGAAGCUUAUCGUCUUCAGGAAGUGAGCGCGGCAAGGGUAAGGAGUCAGCAAGGUCGCCUCGAUUCGAUACGGAUACCUCGUCGGCAAUUCCAGACCUCCUCGAGGCGUCUCUCGAUGAAUUGGAAACGUACCUGCCAGCACUAAGUAAGGCUGCACCUCCUGUGUUGUAUGGUGUUAUCGGGGCACAGCUGCAGCAGUUCCAUUCAUACGAUUCGGCUUCACACCCUGCAGCUAAUGUAGCUGCCAUUGCUUCUGCUGCUGCUGCCGCUCCACCUGGAGCAGGACAAAGCGGAGGCCCCCCAGGUCCAUUUUCAGGUAACCACGAUAUUGUAGCGGAAGGGACGGGUGGACUCGCUUCAGCGAACCUCCUGGGCCUUAGCUCAGAGAGCGUGGGCGGAGGCGAUCAUGGAAUGGAAGCGCUGCAUGGAAGUAACACUAGGACGGGCGCAGCAGGGCAUGGGCAGAAGCGAGGGGAAAUCGGGAGUGAAGACGUCGAAAGGCACGAUCUUGCAACCGAUGAUGAUCAGCAUUCGUCAGAAGAUGAGCUACUACGAGGCCUUCCUGGGACGAGAAGAACGUCGUCCGCAUCAGACCAGACAGUGUCUCCCGCCAUAUACCACGCCUUCAUCGCUGGUGGGCCAAACAGUCCUGGAGAGCUGCCACGACAACUUUAAGGAAAAUAUUGAAUUUGUCGUGAAGAUUUGUCAGUAUCGCUGUACCAACACCAAUAUUAUGAAAAGUUGCUCUUGAGUUCUUACAGCUACCUUGUCGUGUAAAACUUGGCUCUAAUCGCGCCAGGAUCGUCCUCUUCCUCCGCGAGGGACCAUUUACUAUUCUGUUGAGACAGAGCCUCACUCGACGAGUGCGCAGCAUUUGCCAGCAUCUGAGACGGGUGAAAAAGAUCCAACCGGAGAUGACCACAGACGACCACCCUUUGAUGAAUGCGACCCCUAUGGCCUUGUAACCGAAGAAACAGACGAUGGAGAGGGGGGAGAAGAAGAUUAAGGCAAGUAUAUUUGAUUUUUCGUUUUCGACAAGCGCAAAUAAGGCAAACUCAUUCCUACUUAAGCACAACAAAACUACACUUGAAACUGUUAAUAUGAGCUUUAUCUGGUUUCAUAAAGGAUAUCGAAUUCGAUAACGAUAGAUUAUAGAUACACAUGAAUCAGGCUGAUGAAUAGAGCACUCAAGUUUCGCCAUGAGAUUGUUUUUUCAGGAGCAGAAACGGGGCGCAAGCGGCGCAACUCUUGUAGCGCCAUGAUCUCUGCUCCCAUCCCCAUGUUUGGCGUGGACGUCGCUGAUUCUAAGAUUCGGAGGAUGAUGCGCACGGAAGCGACCACCACGAGCAAAGAGGUGAAGAGACACGGGUACAACAGAACGAGCAACAAAAGCGUUCACUCCUGAUAACUGGAUUUGACGAGCUCGACGAUGAAUUCUAUGAAGAAGAUUACAAGGCGGGAGCCGGAGAUGAUGGUCGACCUAGUAGGGGAGAUGGACACGCCGCGAGGAACCAGGUGGAAACCGGAAGAACAACUUUCACGUGGCAUGAUACUCAACAACCGCAUGAGGUGGAUUUUCUGGAGGAUAGCCAGAGCGACAGAGAACUAGCGAGGCAAAUGGGAGGAAAUCCUGCAAGUAAGAGGGCACAAACAGUAGCAACUAGAGGACGAGCUCGUCCUGCUUAUGAGGGAGAAGAAGAGCGGCACGCAGACGAGGAAGAUGACGACUAUGCCACCAUUGGCGGAGCAAUCAGUGAUGAAGCACUUCAAACCUACUAUAGGGAUGCGGUCAAAAAUUAUGUGCAACCUACUCUGCUGCAAGAAGUACAAGGACCAGCAGAAGGAGAACAUUGUCUUCAGCAUACUGGAGGAGCCACUAGAAGUAGGGGCGGCAAUAAACGUCGGCAGAGAGAUUCUUCGACGUUUGAUGACGAUCUUCUCAGUGGUGAGGCACGACAGGGAACAGGACACCAGUAUCAAGAAGAUGAGCAAGAAGAGCAUGAAUCUCAUAAAGGUGAGGCAGAGGACCACGAAGAACUAGGCGCGUCGCUGGGCGUAGGCUAUCAGGAUGCAUACUCACCUGUAUACGAAAGUGACGGGGAAGAGGGACACCCUGGUGCACGUGGAAAUAGCGAUAAUCAUCAGCGUGUUGAUGAAAACGUUUAUUUCACAGCUUUUCAAACCGGCGGAGAUGGAGUGGAGCAGCAGCCUCCAUUCUUUGGACAACAGCCCGAGGUAAUAAAAAAACAACACGAGGCAGGAGCUUUGACUGAAAAUGAGCACGAAGUAGAACAACAAGAAGAAGAAGCCGAGGAAGAUGACGGCGAAGACGAUCUUUCGUCUGAAGACUCCAGCUAUUAACAUGAUUAUUUGGAUGUCGAAAAUACAAGUAGCUGAAAGAGCAAGUAGUAUGUGAGUCUAGAAUACAGCUACAGCGGUGAGUUCGUUUGAUUUCACUUUCUGGACACUGACACGAAUGUUGAGGAGUAGCAACUUUUAUGGUUCAUGAACAUCAACAUUUUUUUUUGCGUGAAGACAAGAACAUGAAUAUGUUGAACGAACUGCAACUAGCAGUCGAAUUCAUUGCACCAGUUUAUCCCAAAAACGAUAUUAUAUCAGUAUAUAUAAUAUACUUUAAUUAUAAUUGCACUUCUAAGAGGGCUUAUUAAAGAACAGUCACCUCAAGAGGUAGAGCAUGCCAUUAUUCAGAAAUUAUUGAAAAUACAGCAUUUUUUUUUGAUGAGCUACACUGUAGUUAGUGUUAAUUUGAUUCUACAAAUUAUACAAUGGAAUCUAAAAAAGCUAUUUUUUACUAAAACAAAAAAUACUAGAAUUAGGAAUAACUAUAACUAGAAUUAGGAAUACAAUAGAUACAACUAGUCUACUACAAAUACAAUUGCUUUUGUUGAUGUCUGCUAAAAAAUAAAUUUUAAUUAAUUAUGUUUUUGAUUUUCUUGAUUUCGUUGUCUGAAAAGCCAUGAUAGACAUACAUGUUCCAGGGGUGGAGGCGCCCCUCCUGUGGAUGGAGCGGUGGGGGCGUCCACGCGCCCUCUUUUUCGCGGUGGUGACAUGUAAGGACUCACGGGGGGGAGGCCUCAAAAGGCGGAGCCUGGCGGCUCUCCGCGUGUACCCCACAGGCGUUCCAACUCUGUGGCCCUAUCAGAGGGACGGCCUCCGGGGGAAGAAGGCCGCCGAAGGCGGCCACUAUCGCGAGGCCUGGCCUCUUUGGCCCUCCUGGAAGGCAGCAGGGGCCAAACUCCUCCAGUGAGGAGCCCCCACGCGGGAGGUCGGUCGGGUACAUGCAAGACGGCAAGGGGGUCAAGCCUUGCCGCCUUCGGAAGCCUUCCACCCCCGGGCGUCGGUGCUUGAACGGCCUCAGGGGUUUGGGUUCUGUAGGGUGCAGGCAAGGAGCCGCGAGGGCUCGACGGCGGGCGCUUGGAGGGCUUCCCGCCCGGCGGUCCCUCGGGAAAAAGGGUCCGGGGCUGGAGGCCCCCCCUCAAUAAGUUAGAUCGGGGGGGCCUUGGCCCCUCGAACGUUCAUAGAUAUUCAUCUUGCUCUGAAAGUGCGCAAGAGCCAGCACAAGUAUCUUCCAAAUAUUUGUAUGAUCGCGGCUACGGCAAGAAAUAAAAUAAAUAGAUACAUUUCCAUUGAUGCAAACCAUUCAUAUUUACCAUGUGGAACAAGUGGAUAGAAUGUUGUUGAUUGAUGUUUGUAUUUCAAGUUGUUGUCUUGUGAAGACAUCAAUCUAGCGACGCAGGGCCUCAACUCAGAGUCUGACAGGUCGCAUGCUGCAUUCUUUCUGCAACGACCUUCAAAGAUCCAUGAUAAAGAUGUUCGAAGGCGACGUUUGCCUUAACAUUGCUCGUCAGAAAAACAGCCAGCGCCAUCAGACAUGUGCUGAAGCUUCCGGACACCUGCAUCAAGGAGCAUCGAGUUCCAC
Amoebophrya sp. A25 is the source of this 6680-nucleotide messenger RNA. Lineage: Eukaryota; Dinophyceae; Syndiniales; Amoebophryaceae. The record is from the annotation of a GenBank genome assembly.